AGGAGCUGAGCGCGUGAGAGACUGGGAAUGAGAGACGUUUUAACUCCAGUUCGCUGCUGAUGAUCUUCUCUCUAGAUGGCAGCCAUUCAGAUGACCACGCAGACAAAGCUGUCAAAGAGCAGAGAGUCUCUGCCUUACGGCCACAAACUUGUUCUGACGGAGGACAAGUCAAGAAGGGUGACUCCAUCUGUUUACAUCCAGGAGAUGCUACAGUCCACAGAGGAGCGCCUGGCAAACACCAAGGAGAUGCACCCGCCCCGGAUCCUGGAGCUCCUCGACAUGAGCAAGACGUCACAUCACAAACUGUCCUUGGUGGACCUAGACCAGGCACUUUUCCAGCCCUGCCCAUCCGAGCUGUGCUUCCAGAACUUCUCUCCUGCACAGACCUACAAGCUGCCUCUAAUCCUCUUCAACAUGGACAAGGUUUCUCGACAAGUGAAGCUGGAGCUGCAGGUCUCAGAGUAUUUCCAUGUGGAAUCCUCAAAGGAUUCAGCUAGCAAGGUUGCACCAGGAAUGUCUACGACUUUCACAGUAUGCUUCACCCCGCAAGAGAACAAGGACUACGACCACAGGCUGGUUUUCGUGACCGAGAGAGAGCGGUUCGAGGUGCCAGUCCGCGCCAUCGGGCCACGGGCCAUCCUUGACUUCCGAGAUGAGCUCUAUCUACCGCUCUGUCCCGUGAAAGCCUCCACAGAGAGGACUCAGCUAGUCCGCAACAUAGGAAACCGCAUGGCUAAGUUCACGCUGCACACACAAAGCCCUUUCUCAGUGACGCCCUCCUCUGGGACUCUUGAUAUAGGCGGGAGCAUGCAGGUGACGGUGAAUUUCCACCCAGUGACCACAGGAGACCACAGCGAGGACCUGCACCUGCACUACCACACUGGUGAGAGAAUAUCCAGGCGUCGUGAAUCUCGGUUACCUCUCACAAUCCAGGCUGAGGGCAUGGGACCUAAACUCCGCCUCAACUACAACCUGUUGGACAUGAAAAAUGUUUUCAUCGGUAGCAAAAACUGUUUUGAGGUACUGGUGUCCAACAAGGGGCUGAUUGAUGGCCCCUUCCAGCUGUCAUGUCCCGACACCACUUUUGGGAUGUUUCUCCUUCAGUCCGAGGAAGGUGUCAUUCCCUCUGGGGGCUGCCAGAUUGUGGAGGUCACCUUCCAUAGUCGCAUCCUGGGAACCUUCUCUGAGGACUUGCAGCUGGCUGUCACAGGGCAGCCCAGACCACUUACCUUGACCUUCAGGGGCUGCGUCGUAGGUCCCACAUUCCACUUCAAUGUCUCAGAGCUCAAUUUUGGAGAUGUGGCCUUUGGUUUCCCACUUACAACGGUUUGCACCCUCUUCAAUACCUCUCUGGUGCCGAUGACCUUUGCCCUACGUGUCCUUGGAGAUGGACUGGGAUCGCCGAGUGUUAGUUGCUCCCAACAAGUAUCUGAGAUGUCCAGAAACAAUUGGCGAAGCAGCGCUGCUAGAGACGUUCAUGCACGGCCUGUGGAGUUCACCGUCAACCCUGCCGUCGGCUCUGUUCGGGCCUUGUCCGAUGUCACCAUUAAGGUGACGUUGUGCUCCAACACAGCCGGGAGCUACAGGCUGGCGCUGGUGGUGGAUGUCGACGGUGUCGGGAAGGAGAUCAUGACUCUGCCCAUCAAUGCCAGAUGUGUUGUGCCUGAGAUUGUGCUGGAGACCCCGGUGUUGGACUUUCAGAGAUGUUUCCUGAAUUACUCCUAUGAACAGCAAGUGCGGCUCAGCAACCCCAGCGCUCUGCCGGUCUGCUACGGGCUGCUCGACCAGGAAUAUGAGGAGAAUCCAUCACAGCUUUUUGGCAGUUCUCGACCCAGAGGAGUGAUUUUCCCUCACACUUCCGAGAUGGUUCCCGUGUUCCUGCUGACUAAGGCGGUUGGAAGGCUGCAGCACAGUCUACAUAUUGCAGUGUAUGGCAGUGUUCAUCCACCCCUGGAGGUGGUCUUGUCGAGUAUUGGACAGGGUCCAGUUGUUCAUGUUCAAAACCCACAGCUGGACUUCGGCAAAAUCCCAGUUCUGACAGACGUCACCAGGACCCUCCAACUGUCGAACCAGUCCCCUACUCCAGCCAACUUCAGGGCUCGUAUGAGCCGCGGAAAGUCCUUCUGGCGUGUGGAGCCCAGUGAAGGUGAAGUACCACCGAACAGCCAGCUGGAGCUUUGUGUAGUUGCACACCUGAAGGACACAAUCGAGUUCCAGGACAGAAUGGAAGUGUCCAUCCAGCAUGGUAGAACACUCAAGGUCCCACUGUCUGCCACAGGCACCGGCACCACCAUUGUCAGUGACAAGCCUUUUGCCCCAAUCCUUGACUUAGGGACAUACUUCAGCCAUGAGCCCUGCCAGUACCACUUCAAGCUGACCAACCAAGGCCAAAGGGUUCACCGGAUGUACUGGGGGACUGAUGGCAACCCGCCCCAGACCAAAACCCGCAGGUGGAACAACUUGUCUGGUCGACCCGUCCUGCCCCCCAUCUCGGACCCCAAGAAGAAGGAUGUCCAGAAGCGUGGAUCUGUACUCUCCUGUCACAGAGACAAGCCAGUGUUCAGCCUCAUGCCUUGUCGGCUGGAGCUUUUCCCAGGCUGCUCGGCUGAUAUGGUGCUGACAGGAUCCUCAGACUCAAACAAGGUUGUACAGGAGCGUCUGCUGUGCAAAGCCAUCGUGGGUCCGCAGGGCUCUUACGAGGUGCUCAUGUCUGUAGAUGUCACCUGUCGCUUUGUUGCUCCUGUGCUCGACUUCUCCUCAAAACAGCUGAACUUCUACAUCGAGAAGGUUCCAGGAAAUGAUAUCAGACCUCUCUAUGAGAAACUGGUCUUGAAGAACGUGUCGUCUCUGAACCUGUCCAUGAAGCUCUCUCUUGUGGAGCCAUUCUCUCUGUGUGACGCCCCCGGAGCACAGAGCUCAGCUUCCACUAGGUUCAUGGCUUUAGGUGACGGGAAACAGGCUGACUUGUGGGUGUGCUUUCAUCCAGAUUGUCAAGAUCGGGAGUCACGAGUCGUGGAGGAGUUCCUUGAGGUGCAGUACGAGGGACACCCACAGAAGGAUUUGGUGGCGCUGCACGCUGAAGUCCACUUCCCCAACCUGCACUUCUCCUCCACCACAGUGGACUUUGGCUGCGUGCUCAACCACUCAGAGACUAAAAGAACAAUCACAAUGACCAACUGCUCCAAGUUGCCUGUGUCCUACCGCUGGGCCUUCCAGGAGAACCAGAAUCACCGCACCCUCAGAGAGACAGAGAUGCCAGAAGAAGAGAAUGUGCCUGAAGAUGGGAGAAGACAUCCUCCUCCCUCUUUAGAUCCCCUGAACCCCAGGACUGGUGUGGAUGAGGUUUUUGACGUCUUGCCGUUGUACGGUCGCCUGCAGCCUGGAGACCAGCAGCUCGUGAAUUUGUCUUUCUAUGGCCACACACACAUCAGCAGAGAGGUGACAGCCCUGUGCCAUGUGGAGGAGGGGCCCACAUAUGAAAUGAAACUCAGGGGAGAAGCGUCAGUAAUCAGCUACAGCCUUGACUUCACCCACGUCAACUUGGGUGUGCAGCUUUUCGAUCACGUCGGGGAAGGUGAGGUGACCCUGAGGAAUACUGGCAAAGUGGGCUUCAGAUUCAACAUCACACACCCACAAAACCAGGAGGAGGCAGCAGCUCUGCGGAAGGCCUCAGAAGAGGAGGAGCAACAACAAGAUGCAAAAGAUAAUGGAGAAAAUGAAGAGCUGCAGAUAGUCAGACCUGGUCAGCCCAUGGUCGUCCCAGCCUCGGGUCACAUCGAGGCUGGUGCGGAGCAGCGCCUGCGUGUGCUCUACCUCCCCGGCACCCCGGAGGUUUUUGAGAAGCGGCUCCAGCUGAACGUGGCGUUCCUUCCAGCUCAGGACAUCACUGUGACUGGAGAGGGAGUGUUCCCAAGGAUCAGCCUGGACCUACCUCGAAACCUGUCAAACGAGUGCUACAGUGACGUGGUGCAACAGGCCCGAACAACUGUGGAGCCAAAUGGUGAAGGAUCGACAGCAGAGUAUGAAGAGCUGCUUCACCUGGAGGUCGACAGAGCGCUGGUCAAAGAAAACGCUCUCACCAUGACGGCCAGCUUCCUGAAGCUCAGCUGCUCAGAGAGCUCCUUUCGGAAGUGUGACAAACUUAGCAAGUUCCUGCUGCCAGAGUACGUUCUGGACUUUGGUCACGUGAUUCCCAGGACAGUCCUCCUCCACACUGUGAAUGUCACCAACUCUGGAUCAGUACCUGUGUCGUUCCAGGCCAAUCACAGACCGCUCGCCGACACAGGUUUCAGUGCUGAGUUGGACCGGGUGAAGAAUCUGCCCUGUGCGGAGACUCGGAGCUUCACAGUUAAAUUUGAUCCUCAAGGAGCCAAUCAGCAGCUGGGAUACAUCAGGGUUGUCAUGCCGUUACAGGUUGCAGGAGGUCCGAUGGUGCAGGUGUGGCUGAGCGCAGUGGUGAACGUGCCGGCAGUUACUGUUUCCACGGAUUCACUCCAGUUCGACUCUGUACAGUGUGGAAUGUGUCAGAUCAAGAUAAUACAGCUGGUUAAUCGUGAGUCCGUGCCCUGCGACUGGAGCCUGGCUGAGCACGUGAAGCCUUUUCCAAAGGUUGACAAGUUCCUGCCUCUUCAUCUGCGUAAGAAAGUCCGGCAGGCGCAGCGAUCCCCUCCGCCGGUGUUUACGAUGAUUCCCUCCUCCUGCGUGCUGGCCCCUGGUGAACAAGUCAACGUCCACGUACGGUUCAGUCCUACUGAAGGGCAUGCGUACCACCGGCAGCUCAUGGUCCGCGUGGCUGACAACACGGAGCCGGUGAUCAUUACUGCCCAGGGUCAGGGUGAGGAGCCACAGCUUGAGUUCGGCCCGUCGGUGCUGGAGCUGGGACCUUGCCUGCCUUCGUCCACUGACGUAGAGUCUGAGGUCAUCGUCAGAAACCCCUGCUCGUUUCCCAUUGAGUUCUACUCUCUGGACUUCGACACACAGUAUCUGGAGGAAGAGAAGAUCCUGCGUCUGAUGCAAGGUUACGAUGAGAACAACAUAUUGCUGCUGCCCCCCAGAGUCCCUGGAGAAAGUCUUCCCAGAGAACUGCUCGACUACUACAAGGAACAUUGCUCCCAGCUGAAAGAAGAUGAGAUGACCACAGAGGAAAGCAGUGGGAAAGUGGGAGAGCUCGAAACGAACUCAGUCUCCAGAGCGAUCGCCCGCCACAUGCGUGAAAACCUUCCACCGGAGAAUCUGGCUGCACGCGACUGCAUAGGCAUUUCGAUUAUUGUGUAUGGAGCUCCACAGACAGGUGGGAGCAGCACAGCCGCCGCUCUGGCUCGUCACUAUGGAGCUGCAUGUGUCAGUGUUGAUGCAGUGGUUACAGAUGUGCUGACUCAUGGCACCUCACCUGUUGGCUUGAUGGCAAGACAACUCUAUGACUUCGCUGCUGCCGAGUACGCUAGGAAAGAGGCUGCUCAGAAAACAGAUGGAACCAAAGAACCAGAACCUGCAGAACAUGAUGAAGCCUCAGACCCAAGUAAAGAUUCACCUCCGGCUUUACUGCAACUUGUUCCAAAAGCAAAUGAGGAAGGCUGCAGUAGAAACGGCAACAAGAAAACUCAGGAGACUGAAAAACCAUACGAUUCCCUCUGCCUGGGUGGAGAUAUGACCACACUCAGGAGUCUCUUACCUGAUCAUCUACUGGUUGAUAUCCUGGUGGAGAGACUUCAGUCAAAAGACUGCCACCGCGGGGUCGUGAUCGACGGCCUGGAGUCUGUGUUCUCUCAAUCUGUGGCUAGCACGCUGCAGGUCGUCCUCAAGGCCUUGAAAAACAUUAAACACAUCUACGUGGUCAAUUUGUUCGACUCCUUUGUUGCCAGGACGGCACGGGACAGAGCGCAGAGAGAAGCUGAAGAGGCUCUGCAGAAGGAGAAAGAGGAGAGGGAGGAGCAGUGGUUUCUGGAGCUGGAUGAGGAGGAGUAUGACGCUCUGCCAGAGGAGCAGAGAGAAUUUCUUAAACAGCAACAAAAAGACAGAGUCCAACGGCAGAAACUCAGGGAGUUGGAGCAAAUUGCGAAAGAGGAGGAAGAAAGGAUGCAGCAGGAGGAGUUGAACAGGCUGAAAGAAGAAGAGUUGAAGAAGAAGGGAAAAAAGGGUGGAAAGAAAGAUACUAAAGACAGUUCGAGCAGGAAGAGCGCAAUGGAAGGAAAGCCGACCGUGGAUUCAACAAAUAAACGGAUCUUAUCUACCUCCAACAACUUUAAAGAAUUAAAUGAAGGUUCUCAAAACAAAGAGGCCGAUGAGUCACAAAAGCAGAUGGAAGAAAACAAACAGUUACAUGCAGAUCCUACCACAGAUAAGACGGAGAUAGAAGAGACUGCGGAAACUGCAGAGAUGAAGACGCUGAGAGAAGAAAGAGAUGUGACGAAAACCAAAAAGAGUGGAGAAGGGUCAGGGAGGAAGGGUCCAUCUGCUGGAAAGGAGUCAACAGCUGCACAGGAUGCAUCUAAAGUAUCAACCUAUCAAGGUAAAGAGGGGGGUCACUCACCCAAGAAGACAGAAGAAGCGAAGGGAUUACCUGGAGAGACGCCUCAAACUGAAGACGUGGAGGGAGACACGACUGUGGUGUCUGAGCUGCAGUCUCAGUUCCUUGCCUAUGAGCAGAGUCAAGUGCAGGUGGAGCACAUCCUGAAGCACUGGGACCGGGCCAGGGUCUUGUUGCUGGUCGCGCUUGCCAGUGAAGCUCCACCAGUGCCAGAGGAUCCCCCGGCUGACAAACAGAGUCCUUUUGGCAAAAAGAGCAAGAAAGCCGGCGGCAAGACGAUGUCUCCGAUGCUUACGACGGCAGAUGCAGAAAAGGAAGGAGACAAGUUGCCUCCUCCGGUCAUCAUCCCUCACAUUGUGCUCAACGUCACGGAGAAGGACCAUCCCAGUCCUUCAAAGCUGCUCAGAGGCAGCAGCCUGCCUCCACUGGAUGAGGUGUUGGAUCAUUUGGGGCUGGGACCCAGCAGCCCCCCCCUCCCGCCUCCCGUCACCUUCUCGGUUGUUCCUUUCCCCCAAAACAGGGAGCAAACAAACGGUCGAUUCAGCCGUGAGCCUUUCACCUUCCUAGUUACUUCAGGGCCGGACAAACAUGCUGAAGAGACCAGAGAAAGUCAAAGUUGUGUAUUUGUGUGUUUGUGCCAAAUAAAGGAAGAGCCAACUGUGUCUAAACCUCGCCGCAAGGGCAGCGGAAAGGAGAUCCCAGUAUCAAAGGAGAAGGAUAAAAAAAGCAGAGAGAGUCACAGGAGCAAGAGCCGAACCACAACCAAGAAAAAACCAAGUCUACCGACCCGCUCGCCUACGCUCAAUGACACCACGGCUGAGGCCAAUGAACCAGACCAUCACCAAGAAAUCUUAGAGCUGAAACGCAAUCAGAGCCUGACAACGUUUCGCUGGGUCGUACCAGCCAACGGGGAAGUGCUUCUGAAGAUCUGGUUCUACUCCGAGUCCCUGGGGAAGUUUGAACAGACCUUUCACUUUGAGCUCCUGGGAUCCCAGAGACAAUACCAGCUCCCCUGCAGAGGAAUUAGCAUGUUUCCCUCCAUCUGCACAGAUUACACGACUCUGUUUGCUCUCAGUAAUAAGGUGCCACAAAUGAAAGAAGGCCUCCAGAAGAGCUAUGUUGUCAAACCUGGAUAUUUUGAGUUUGGGCCACUGCUUUGUAGCAAGACUAGAGACAGAUUCAAGGAUGACAGGUACCCAGAGAACACACAGAGGUUGGUGAUUCAUAACAACUCAGGUCUGGAGUCUGAGGUCGAGUUCCAGUUUCAACAUGACACAAAGGCCAUUACGUUUCUGCUGGACCCUCCAACCAUGACUCUCCAACCAGACGAGAAAAAGGAGUUGACAGUGUGGGCCUACCCGACGAAGGUGGCACAGAUGAAUGACAGUGUCAUCUGCUGUAUCAAAGACAAUCCAGAGCCUUUCACUAUCAACUUCUCGUGUUGCGGCGUCCAACCAGAGCUGGAGCUGGAUAGCAGACACAUGCACUUUGACAGAGUUCUGCUGCACAGGCUAAUCAGCCGUAACGUGACACUACGUAAUAAGUCAGCUCUGCCUGUAUCCUGGAGACUGCAUGGUGUGGACGAGCUGGGGGAUGAGUUCAGUGUGCCACAGGAUCAGGGCAUCCUCUCAUCCAACCGCUCUUUCCCCCUGACCUUAAACUUCAGGGCCAAGAAGCCAGUACACAUCAAGAAGACCUUGCGUUUGGAGGUGUCGGAUGCUGAGAACAUUGUCGGCAUCUUACAAACUGAACACAUAGUGGUCCAAGCUGAAGCCUAUGAUGUAGCUCUGGACAUCUCACCAGAUGGAUGUCUAGACUUUGGAACCGUUCAAGCCUUUGAAGGGAAUAACCUCCCUCUGAAGAUGACAAACCAAGGAAAAUAUGAAAUCUCUUACAGGUUCAUGUUGGAGCGGACGGAACCAAACCAGCCAGACCUAGACUCCAUUUUCACUGUGUCCCCCCAGUGUGGCAGUCUAAUGCCCAAAGAGAAGGCGACACAAGUUCAGAUCCAUCUCAAACCCAAAUGUGAACUCCAACUCAAAGAUCAACCCAUCCUGUCCUGCCAGUUGAUUGAACCCAACAUUGGGAGUCGAGGCGAAACCAUAGCCAUCUUGACCAUCAAGGUUUCAUUCCAGUCUGUCUUCUCCAGGUACAUGAUCACACCUAUGCGGGACAUCAACUUCGGUCCACUGGCCUACGGCUGCAAGAAAACCCUGAGCUUUACGAUCGAGAACAACGGAAUCUUUGAGACCCGUUACAGCAUCUGCACAGACUCUUCUCUAACAGUGAAGCCAGUGGUCCCAGAGAAGAAGGAGAAUGUUCCAGGGAGGCUCAAAGUGAGAAACGAGUCCUCCCAGAAAGACCUGACUCCUGUACAGAAUCGCCUCACGUUGGGGGUCUUCUCAGUGUCUCCCUGCGUAGGGAUCCUGCAGCCAGAGUCUCAGCAGGUGGUGACGGUGGAUUGUGCAGCUGACCAGCUGGGCAACUGGAGCCAGGAUUUGCUCAUUGACGUCAGUGACCGUGACCCCUCAGACCAGCCGGAGGGCAUUCCAUACAGACUGCUGGCUAAUGUCUGCAAGCCCGACAUAGUGUUAGACAUGGCCUCAAUCUUUGAAGAGCAUCACCUGUGUCCCGACAGCAGACAGCUCUCCUCUGAGCAGUUUAACGAUGCUGAAGGGAUUUACGUCCUGGAUGAGAACAAGUUCAUCUUCAACAAAGUCCUGGUCAGGAGAACUGCUCAGGCUCGCUUCAAGCUCACCAACAGCAGCAAGGUGCCCUGUGUGCUCAUCUUGUCCAUCAAAAAUAGUGGUAUCAAGUUGACCCGUCAGGUGGAUGCUUUUGAUUUGCCUGCUACAACACUGAACAUCCCCAGCCAGUCGCACGCAUUCGCUGUGGUCACUUUCACGCCACAGUCAAUGCAGCUAUACAAUGCUGUGUUCGAGGCCACAGUGGAGGGAACCAGCAGAACAACCCCCACAUUCAAUACCAAGGGGCUGAAGUUUGACCUGGUGGGAGAGGGCAAUCUGCCCAGUGUGUGUGUGCUGCGUCCGGCACUGAGGACCAGCGAAGGAAGCCCAGCGUUACAGUUCAGACGGGAAUUAGUCGGGAGAAGGAAUAUUCUGCCCCUGGUGCUGCUGAAUGAUGGAACUGUUGCAGCUCAGGUUCAGGUUGACAUGCUGGAUAAACAUGGUGUGUUCAGCUUCAACGCUGCUCCAGGCAACACCUGCAGCUCGAUCCACUUCACACAGCGGGAGGGCUGCACUGACUCAGAUAAUCACCUGGUGCACAGAGCCACUCUCAAGCUGAAUGUUAAUGAACAGGUGGAGAUAAUGGUUGGUUUUUGCUCUGAUGAGCCCUUGAUGGUCGAGGCCAAGUUGACACUGCAGGUGGAGGACAACCAGUGCAGCAAUACCAUUAUACAAGUGACCGCAGAGACUUACCAGAGAAUCGUCUCUAUUGACAACAUCAACUGGUCAUCACAGGAAAUGGACCAGUACAAUGAGAGAGAUAGUUACGAGAAGCUGAAUUUUGGUGACUGCCACGUAGACUGUCACUACCAGGAGAGUUUCACCAUGAAGAACCACAGCAGCAGCCAGGCGGUGAGGUUUGAGUGGCCUCCUACUGGACCUGAGCUCGUCUUUACCCCACAGGUGGGACACCUUCAUGCUGGUUGCUCUAAAGAAGUGACCGUCACCUUUAGCUCCCACCAGCCAGUGACCAUGAAAAGCAAGCUAAUGAGAUGUAAGGUUUGCCAGGUGGAGUUCGAGCAGCCAGUGGACCAGGUGGCCGACUGGGACGACCGACAGAGGACAGUCCAGUGGCUGAGUGGCUCAAAGGAGGAGGCUGCUACACAAUCAGAGCAACCUGCGAAGAAUCAGGUGACAAACCCAGAACCUGAGCCCUGCUGCUCUGUGGUCGAGGGCUCGCAGUGGGACUUGGAUCUACAGAUCAGCGCAGUUUGUGACUAUGUGAAGUUCAACUGCAUCGACACCAGCAUCCACUACGAGGACACCAUGCUCUACCAAAGAAGACUCCACCAGCUGCAGCUGGUGAAUCAGGGUGGUGUCAAGCUGGAAUACUCCUGGCAGGUUGUCAUAGAUCUGAUCAGCAACACAGCCAACGAACAGGAAGCAGCAGCGUCUCCAGAAGCCCGUCCUCACAGCGCUGUGUCCAGUGAGAGGACUCCUCUGAGGGAGGACCCUGAACUGCCUCCCUUCAGUGUGGAGCCCAGCUUCGGGUUCAUAGCUUCUGGGUCCACGCAGAACUUCAGCGUUUGUUUCUCACCUCUGGAAGUGGCCCAGUUUCAGGGCAGGCUGCUCUGCAGUAUUCCCAACCUGCAGGAAGAGAAUCAGGCUCCCUGUAUCCCAGUGUGCGGCCGCAGUCUACAGCCCCACUGCCACUUUGACCUUGAGGACUCGGACUACGUCAGUGGGAACCACCGCAACCCUAAGUUCAGGGACUCUCUGGACCCCGACAUCAGGAUCCUAGAGUUCCAUGCUGUCGGCCUCUCUGUGCCUACAACACGGUCUUUUGCAGUGUUGAACCCAACCGGCAAACUUUACUCAUACAAUUGGAAGUGUGAGAACGCAGGUGGCAGCUUGUUUCGCUGUCUCACCCCACGUGGCAUUGUCCAGCCUGGGAAGCACGUGGAGAUGUUGUUUGAAUAUGUAGCCGAGCAGCUGGAUGUGGUGGAGUCUUUCUGGAGCUUUGUGAUUGAGACUCUGCCGCUGACACUUCCCUUCCUGUUGGUGGGCAACGCCAAAGAACCGCUCGUGUAUCUCAGCAGACCUCUCCUCGACCUGGGAGAAUUACUUGUCGGUCACAAAGUGGAGCAGACAGUUGAUCUGGUGAAUGGAGAGGAGGAGCCUUUUCCCUUCUCGGUGCAGCAGUCAUCUCUGCUCUGUGAAGACCAGCAGUCCAACAUCAUUGUGCAGCCCAUGAGUGGCACAGUGGCACCUAAAGACAGGCUGCCGUUGACUGUGUUCCUCACACCUUGCCGGGAGGGCUAUGUGAGCUGUAGAUUAACUCUGAAGGUGAAGAAGAAGUCCGAGCUGCUCACACUCACUGUGAAGGCCGACUGCUUCACCAUGAGCACUUUGGUUCAAGUUGAGAAUCCAGACGGGGGCCUCAGAGAGAUCGACUCCACCCACCAAGUCACUCUGGACUUUGGAGAGGUUGACAUUUCAAAGCAACCCACCAUUCAUCUUCUGUUGACCAACCUGGCGAGAUUCAGCAUGGAUGUGAAUUUUGACCUAACUGGUCCCAGUGAGCUGCUGAAAUACUUGGAGGCAAAACCACAAAAUGCUUCUGUUGAGAGAGGAAAACAGCUGCAGCUGUCGCUCUUGUUCUGUCCCCGAGGAAACUGCUACCUUCAGGAUGUCAGCCUGACUAUAAAGGUAAAAUAUGGGCCGACAUUUACCUUUGUGGUUUUAGGCAGGGCUGUAGCACCGAGCCUGGAUUUCUCCUUCACCGAAUUCAAUUUUGGCAAGUGCUUCCUGUACUGUCCUGGCAUGGUGCUGCCGUCCCAGACUCUGGUGAUCAGCAACAAAGGCGACCUCGACAUCAGUGUCCAGAGCCAGUUCAAGAACACCUCUUACCUGGAGAUGGACUUCCAGUCCAUUGUUUUGUUACCUGGUGCUGUGAUGGAGGUACCAAUCACCUUCUAUGCCCGAGAGGCGUGUCGAUACCACGAGAGGCUCGGCUUCGUCUUAAACGGCUGCGUUACGAAACAGGUGGACAUACACGGACAAGGGGUCGAGAUGAAGCUGCAUGUGGAGGAUCCAAAGCACAAAGAGGUGAAACUGGGAUCUUUGAUGUUGGGUCAGAAGGUGAAAAAACAGGUGGUUCUGGUGAACCGCAGCCGUACAGAGCUUUCCUUCACUCUGCUGCUCCACUCAGACACACCUCUGGACCCAAGGGAUCUGUCGUUCAGUCCUGCAGGGAAACUGAGCCUGAUGGCUCGUGGUGGAUCUUGUAAGGUUGAGAUCCAGUUCUCUCCUCGUCAGCACAUCCCUCCUUUCAAAGCUGAGCUGCAGGCUGAACUGUUAGGCCUGUUACACCCUCUGCUGACCAUCCAAGGCUGCUGUCACGGUGUGGAGGUGCGGCUGGAUCAGGACCACCUGGCCUUUGGACCUGUCGCUCAGCGGUGCCAGAAGACGAAGAGGAUUGUGAUGACAAACAGCGGAGACAUCGGUGUGAGUUUCCACUGGAAUAAGAGGAGCUUCCCUGCAGAGUUGUCCAUCUCGCCGUCUAAAGGCUCCAUCAGUCCUGGCAUGAAGGUUCCUUUUGAUUUGACCUUUGCCCCCAAGGACCUGAGUAAGGACACGAGAUACGAGAACCUGACUUGCUCCGUGGAGAGCCGCCCCUCGCCCGUCACCCUCACCGUGACAGGCUCCUGCAUUGCAGCUUCCACUAGCAAAGAGGUGGUGAAUUUUGUUUGCCCAGUACGUUGCUCUCACCCUCAAACCCUGACACUGGUAAACCCCUCAAACCAGCGCUGCACCAUCCGACCUGUCAUCGAAGGGAAGCAGUGGAGAGCGGCGCCCUCUGUGGCCCUGGAAGCUCUGCAGAGUAAAGCGUAUGAGAUAACCUACAGACCGCUGACCAUGACUGCUGAAGGAAAGAAACACCUGGGGUCCGUCUUCUUCUCCUUCCCUGAUGGGACAGGCCUGAUGUACCCGCUGCAGGGCACCGCUGAAUCUCCCAAGCCAGAGGAAACUGUUGUGUAUGAGCUUCCUGCCAAGACUCAACACACACAGUCGCUCACUGUGAGCAACUGGCUCUCGGAGAAACAGAGGUUCAAUGUGCAGAUAAAGAUACUGAAGCCUGAAAAACCAGAUGCCACCAUGUCCCUGGAGGGUCCAAAGUUCAUCAAUGUUCCUGCUCUGACUAAGGCCGACUACAAGAUGACUUUCUCCACAUACAGAGAGGGGCAGUACAACUACAAGGUGACAUUUCUUAACGAGGGGACAGGCGAGUACAUGUUCCACCUCGUAAACUUCAAGGCCACUUGUUCAGAAGUCUUAUCCACCAUCAAGCUGGUGAGCAUUGUCCGCCGGACGGCCUCAGCCACUGUGCAGGUGGAGAACCCCCUGACCACAUCCACCUGCCUCACCACCGAGUGUAAAUGCCCCGACAUCAGUGCCCCACCUAAGCAGACUGUGCCCGGACAGUCCAAGGGUUCCCUGACAUUCGAGUACCAGCCUCUGCUUGUUGGAGAAUCCGAGACCCGGCUCACUCUGUUCAGCACUGAUCUGGGUCAUUUCCACUACGACCUGCUGCUCAGAGCUCUGCCUGCACCGCCGGAGAAACCAGUCCACUUCAACACGUCACUGGGCAGCAGCCACUCUCUGCUCGUGAAGUUCAUCUCCCGCUUCGGAACAGAAUACACUUGCAAGGACUUUAAGACGGACUGCCCGGACUUCACCGUGGUCAAGGUCCUCGGCACUUCACCGGGCUUCCAGGCCGGCAGCGAGGCCAGAGUGGAGGUUUGUUUCGAGCCUCACCAGCUGGGGGAAGUGAAGGGACAGCUCACCCUGUCCUCACCCAUCGGUGGUGAAUACUUCUUUCCCUUACAUGGGAUCUGCACCCAUCCCAAAGCCCAGGGCCCGUUUAGCAUCAAGGCCGGUGGCAAGCUCAAGAUCCCAUUCAAGAACGUCUUCGCGCAGAGCAUCGCUUUAUCUUAUCAGGUGGACAACCCCAGCUUCAGUGUGAAAGGAGCCGACACCAUUUCCUCCAAAGAGACACAAAACAUCGUGGUGUCAUUUGAGGCCCCUGCAGGAGGCCCCCCAGGGCCCUGGUCAGGCAAGCUGACCAUCUCCAGCCAGCGCGCUCAGGACGUGCCUUGCUCAUGGGUCUAUUACCUGAGGGGCUACCUUCAAGAUACAGCUUAG
This is a messenger RNA of Pleuronectes platessa (European plaice), 14418 nucleotides long. It is a transcript of the gene hydin, whose product is annotated as HYDIN axonemal central pair apparatus protein. NCBI's taxonomy places the organism in Eukaryota, Metazoa, Chordata, Actinopteri, Pleuronectiformes, Pleuronectidae. Gene Ontology annotation, cellular component: axoneme. Gene Ontology annotation, biological process: axonemal central apparatus assembly; cilium movement. The record is from RefSeq and is a predicted model, not a curated record.